Messenger RNA from Oryctolagus cuniculus (rabbit), 2603 nucleotides. It is a transcript of the gene NFE2, whose product is annotated as nuclear factor, erythroid 2. Gene Ontology annotation, molecular function: DNA-binding transcription factor activity, RNA polymerase II-specific; RNA polymerase II cis-regulatory region sequence-specific DNA binding. Gene Ontology annotation, cellular component: nucleus. Gene Ontology annotation, biological process: regulation of transcription by RNA polymerase II. NCBI's taxonomy places the organism in Eukaryota, Metazoa, Chordata, Mammalia, Lagomorpha, Leporidae. The record is from RefSeq and is a predicted model, not a curated record.
UGUGGCGGGCCAGCCUUGCGGCGGGUGGUCAGGGGUCCGGCUAUCUAAGGUCAUCCAGGGCUACCCUCUGCACUCUGCGGGCUUCCUUCAUCCCCAGCCUGCUUCCCAUCCUUGCAUGGUGCUGCGUGCACGUGCGCUGAGAUCAGGAGGCCCUGGACAAAACUCUGCGGCCUCUUGUUCUGCUUGUUGAAGACAAGGACAGAUGUGGGCAGUGAUGGGUGUCAGGAGCUGGGGAGCUGGGAUGAGAAGAGGGACUGACGCACAGACAGAUCUGCGCAGGAGUGAAGCGCACGCCGCCCCUGCAGGAAGGACCUCCGAGAUCAGGUUGUCUAACUCUGCUUUCACAAAGAGGAAACAGGCCCAGAAGCGACAUGGCCUGCCCAACCUCCCGCUGCCGCUGCUGGAGCCCAAAACAGAAGCAGCGGCGCUGGAGGGGAGUGCACACUGAGGGGUCUAAAGGGAAACUGCCCAGGAGAGGGAAGAGGCUGCAAGUCCGCGGGGAGAAGUGACCACGUCAGUGCCAGCAGAGGCUUGGGAUACGCAGACCCAGGACAGGGCUGGCAGGUGCCGGCGAGGCCAGGAGGGUCGUGUUCCAGGCCUCAUGCUGCUGUGGGUCUUGGCUUCUGAACCCACUCUACAGGACCUUUGUGAAAGUCACUCUCCUGACCGAUGCUCACAGAGGCCCUGCACAACCCCCUGAAAAGCACUUAGUAAUUCAUUGUUAGGGUGCUUACGCUAACCUCGCAAGAGGAAAGACCCCUGGCUUUAAGGGUUGAGGUAUGGCCAAGAUGACCCUGUGGGGACACAAGGCCAAGGUCCAGUGUCUGCAGAGUCCACUCCUCCUCUGCCCCUGCUGCCUGCAGCUGAUAAGCCUCUUAUCUGGCCCAGGCAGGGGAGGGCAGGGCUGCUAUCAGCACCCAGGCCUGGGCCACAUGCUGGAGAAAGCUGUCUGUGUGGCUCUUCCCAUAACACACUCCUUGGGGGAUCCCCCAAGCGUGCACUCUCAUCCUGGGAAGAAAAGGCUGAGAUCUUGAAGCUGAAGACGGACGAGGAAAGCAGGGGUGGCCCCUGAUGUUGCCCCAGACUUCCAACCCAAACCAAAAAGACUGCCCUGGCCAGGAGUACAUUUCUAGGGCGGAAGAGGUAAGGGAGAGAGAGAGAAGGCAUCCUGUCCGAAGACCAGGUUGCUGGGGUCGUUCGGGCUUUGGGGGAACCUGGACCAGACAGACCCUGGCCCAGUAGGAUGCCCCCGUGUUCCCCCCAGCAGAGCAGGAACAAGUUGACACAGCUGCCCACUCCAGAGCUGGGCGAGAUGGAACUGACUUGGCAAGAGAUCAUGUCCAUCACCGAACUGCAGGGCCUAAACGCUCCAAGUGAGCCAUCGUUUGAGCCCCAAGCCCCAGCCCCUUUCUCUGGACCCCUGCCCCCACCAGCUUACUGCCCCUGCUCCGUCCCCCCGGAUGCUGGCUUCCCCCUGCCCCCACCACCUUAUGAGCUCCCAGCACCCACAUCCCACGUCCCAGACGCCCCCUACCCCUACAACAACAUGGCCGGUCCAGUCUCCAAGCCACUGACCCUCUCAGGCCUGCUCAACGAGCCUCUCCCAGACCCCUUAGCCCUCCUGGACAUUGGGUUGCCUGCAGGGCCGCCCAAGCCCCAAGAAGACCCAGAAUCCGACUCGGGAUUAUCCCUCAACUACAGCGACGCCGAGUCUCUCGAGCUGGAGGGGACAGAGGCCGGCCGGCGGCGCGGCGAGUACUUGGAGAUGUACCCAGUGGAGUACCCCUACUCACUCGUGCCCAGCGCCUUGGUCCACCCCAGCUACACCUUGCCACCCGCCGAGGCCCCCUUGGCCCUAGAGCCCUCGUCAGGCCCUGUGCGGGCCAAGCCGAGCGCACGCGGGGAGGCCGGGAGUCGGGAUGAGCGCCGGGCCCUGGCCAUGAAGAUCCCGUUCCCUACGGACAAGAUCGUCAACCUACCGGUAGACGACUUUAACGAGCUGCUGGCGCGCUACCCGCUGACGGACAGCCAGCUGGCCUUGGUCCGGGACAUCCGCCGGCGGGGCAAGAACAAGGUGGCCGCCCAGAACUGUCGCAAGAGAAAGCUGGAGACCAUCGUGCAGCUGGAGAGGGAGCUGGAGCAGCUGGGCAGCGAGAGAGAGCGGCUUCUCAGGGCCCGAGGGGAGGCUGACCGGACCCUGGAAGUCAUGCGCCAACAGCUCACCGAGCUGUACCGGGACAUCUUCCAGCACCUACGGGAUGAGUCAGGCAACAGCUACUCCCCAGAAGAGUACGUGCUGCAGCAGGCUGCCGAUGGUGCCAUCUUCCUGGUGCCCCGAGCGACCAAGGCGGAGGCCACAGACUGAACUGGCUCAGGGUGGAGAGUGGGCUUGGUGAUGGGGAGUUCCCUCCCUUCUGAUAAAGGGACUCCCCGACCCCAGACCCAGAUAAAGCAGACUUAUUUAGACCAAUGUGGGAACCCUGCUGUUCACUGAGGCUUGCCUUGGGGCAGCUCGUGUGGGGGUUGGGCCAGAACCUUUUUUCCCUGACCUCUCACCUCCAGCCCUGUCCCAGCUUUGGUCUAUAAAGCGUUCUGCACAAACA